Messenger RNA from Oryctolagus cuniculus (rabbit), 636 nucleotides. RefSeq names its product keratin-associated protein 2-1-like. Lineage: Eukaryota; Metazoa; Chordata; Mammalia; Lagomorpha; Leporidae. Gene Ontology annotation, cellular component: keratin filament. The record is from RefSeq and is a predicted model, not a curated record.
AGGGCAGGAGGAAGGCACUCACACCUGACAACACCCAACUCCUCUCAACCCACCAGCCCACACCAGCCCCAGACACCACCAUGACCGGCUCCUGCUGCGGCUCCUUCUCCUCCCAGAGCUGUGGGGGAGGCUGCCUCCAGCCCUGCUGCUGCCGCGACCCCUGCUGCUGCCGCCCCGUGUCCUGCCAGACCACCGUGUGCCGCCCCAUCACCUGCGUGCCCCGCUGCACGCGCCCCAUCUGUGAGCCCUGCCGCCGCCCCAUCUGCUGCGACCCCUGCGGCCUGCAGCAGGGCUGCUGCCGCCCCAUCAGCUGCUGCCCCUCGUCCUGCACGGCCGUGGUCUGCAGGCCCUGCUGCUGGACCACCACUGGCUGCCAGCUCCUGUCUGUGCAGGCCCCCUGCUGCCGGCCGCCCUGCUGCCAGCCGGCCCCCUGCCGCACUGUCUGCAGGACCUCCCCCUGCGGCUCCUGCUACUGAGCAGCCCACUACCACUAGGGGUCUCCCUGGAUAUGCCCAGGUCCAUCAAGAUGUCCUUGCUGGCUGUGUGGCAGAACAGCGUGCGCUUUCUUGAGAAACCCUUUCCAUAUGCCAUGUUAUCUGUUGUUGAAUAAAUAAACCUAACGCUGUCAGCUUGAAA